AUGAAGGACGAGGAUUGGGACUUGAUCAUGAAGGUCCAUGUUAGAGGUGCAUACAAGUGUGCUAGAGCAGCAUGGCCACAUUUCAGAAAGCAAAAGUACGGCAGAGUCAUCAACACAGCAUCCGCAGCUGGUCUGUUCGGUAGCUUCGGUCAGACUAACUACUCUGGUGAGCUUCAAUCUACUCGAUGUUUCGAAUCCAGCUAA
This is a messenger RNA of Aureobasidium musti, 204 nucleotides long. Lineage: Eukaryota; Fungi; Ascomycota; Dothideomycetes; Dothideales; Saccotheciaceae. The record is from the annotation of a GenBank genome assembly.